AUGGACUUGACUCCAUCAUCAGACUUCAAACGGAGGCCAGCCGCCUCUUCCUCCCCGGGUGGAGUCAGAGAGGUCGCCAGGAGUCCUCCUCCCUGCUCUCCAUCCUUAUCCGUGUCCUCUCCUUCGUCUCCUUCAUCCUCACCCUUGUCUACCUCCUCCUCCAUCUGCGCCAACACGUCCGCGUAUCAGAACCAUGUGAAGGGUCAGACCCCAGGGCCAGAGGUGCCCCGGGUCUCCUCCACUUCUGCCUCGACAGCAAUGCAGUCUCACUCCACACCUCCGCCCAGCACCACCUCCUUGGACUCCUUCCCUCACACCUCGGCUCAGCAGAAUGACUGUGAGACGGAAGGCGGGACAAAGGAGAUGUACGAUCCUUUCAGUCCAACUGACGGCGCGAAGGAAGAGGAUGAGGGGGAGAAAUAUGACCCCUUUGACCCCACAGGAUCCCCGGCAUCAGACGCUGAGGAUGGAAGCAGCGAAGUGAUUGAGGGGAAGACAAAUCUAGACAAAAAGGAUGACGAGGAGAAAGAGGAAGAACCUCCAGAUUCCACUGACAACCUGUCCAGCCUCCCCAGCCCUCGUCUGACCCCCAAGCUCCACCUGAGGAGGAGAGUGGACUGUCGCACCUCCAAACGUGGAGAGCAGAGGGAGGGGGUCGAGUCGGAGCACUCUGAGAUAGGAGGGGAGAUAGUGGGAGCUGCUGACAGAGAGGGAGGCAUCAAGAGAGCAGCAGCAGAAAUCCUCCCCUUGAACUCUCCCAGCGUCUCCUUCUUUGGAUCUAAGCCGGAGAGGAUCCUUCGGGUGCUGGAUGGGGAUGGCUUUGUGUCCGUGCGUACUGAGGGUACCUGGGAGGUGGAGCCAGAGGAGGAGCCUGUGGUAGGAGUAGAGGAUCUGAGGAGGAAGCUGGUCAGCAGGAGAAAGGAGAGAUAUCUCUCAUUUCCUCCUACUUCCCCCUUGUCUCCCCACACACCUCCUCUCCCCUCCCACCCAGUGUCUGCCCCUUCUUCCCCUCUCACUCCUCCUGUGGAGCAAAUCAGCAAGUCCAGCAAGUCCAAGAGCUCCAAGGACCGCGACCCGCAGAAGAGCAAAGACAGAAAGGCGGGUGAGAAGGAGGAGAGGAGGAAAAAGAGAAGGAAGGACAAGGAGGGAGGUCAGGAGAAGAGCAAAGAAAAGGAAGGAGGACACAAGAAGGAGGCAAAAGCGACAAGGAGCAGCAGGAGCAGCAGCAGGAAGAGGAAGAAACGGCGCCACAGCAGCCAAGAAGCGUCUGCAGGAAGAGCCGGACACAGCAGACACUCCUUCUCCAGUCAGUCUGAAGAACAACAGAGAGAGAGGGACAGAGAUAAAGAAAGAGAAAGGGACAGAACCAGAGAAAGAGACAGAGAUAGAGACAGGGACAGGGACAGGGAGAGAGACAGAAGAAGAGACAGAGAGAGGGAUAGAGACAGAGAGCACAGUAGUCGGAGAAGAGACGACAGAGAGCGAGAUGCUAGCCCUCGAAAGAAAGAUGGAGACAGGAAGGGGGGACAUUCUAGCAGCAGAGAGCGAGGAGGUUCAAAGAGGUCGAAGAGAAGCAGAGAAAAGAGAGAUGAAGAGAGGGACAGGCAGCGAGACCGGGAGCGCAGACGAGACGGUCGACCUGUCGUUCCUCCGUCUAUCCAAGAUCUCAACGGCUCCGAUCUCUUCGCCAUCAAGAGAACCAUCACAGUCACGACCACUACAACCACCACCACCGUGCCCGGCUCCCCGAGACUCAACUCCUCCUCUCCCUGUCGGCCUGCGCAGGAGUCCGACAAACCCCACAAGAGAAAGAAGAAGAGAAAAUGGCACUCUGCCGGAGAAACAGAGGAGCGAGGGAGCUGCCACAGCCGCUCGCAGUCGCUCUCUCCCCCGAGGUAUCACAGCUACGAGUCAGACCACUACUCGGACAAACUGGAGAUCGAUGUGUUGUCUCUGGAUGGUGAGGCUUUGGACUCCGACUACCCCUCUUUGGAGGACACGCCCCCUGCUGUCCUUCCUCCAGCGCCACCCGCCCCCAGCCCCAAAACUAAAGUGACCCCCAAGACCGGACGCCAUCAGAAAAAGAAAUCACGCACAUUUAAGAAAACGGGCCCAUCUGAGUCCUCCUCCUCUUCUUCCAACAGAACCAACAACAAAUGCCUCUCCUCCAUGAUGGUGACUUCAGGCUCCACCUCUGUCUCAUCCGGUCCUCCGUCGACAAAACGAGCCAGGAAGAUCGGGAAGGAAAAAGAGCGAGAGAAAGGCAGCAGGAAGGAACUGAGUCGCUCUGGAAAAUCCAAGAAAGAGGGCGGCAGUCGGAAGGGCAAGCUUCAGUCCAAAGUGUCAGUGCUGGUUCGUGAGGGUGUGAGCAGCACCACUGGGGCUUCUGUCAGCUCUGGAAAGAUGCCCAUGGACCUGCUGGGACCAGGAGGUGGAGGAGGAGGUUCUGGGAGCUCCGUGGUGGGGGGAUCCAUCGCGGUUGUCUUCUGCCGGGACAAUGAGAGCAGGUCUCCGUUCCUCAAACCCUGCUCGGAGCCGCUGUCUCUGAGCAGCCGGGGUAAAGAUCUGGCUUUGGGGAAGAGAAGCAGCCUGGCUGCUCCUCCGUCCUCCUUGACGAGUCCUGCAGGUCUGAAACCCAAGAAGACCAAACCAAGCUCCAUCACAUCCACCUCCUCCUCCGCUUCCUCUCCGUCUUCAUCUCUGGCUACCAAACGCCGCCGUCGCCUCGGUAAGAAGGCUCGGGAUAAGGGAGCUACAGGGCUGACAGCUGGAGACGGCGGCCAAUCAAAAGCCUCGUCUGAGGGCUGGGGAGGAGCUUCCCUCGAUAAUCAGUCAGCUGCUGGAGACGGAAACAAGUCCGUCAGUCCGCAUCCUGGCCCGGCUGGCCCUGCACCCUGCUCCUCUUCCUCUUCUUCCUCCUCUUCCUCCUCCACAAGUGUGCUCCCACCUUCCUCCUCGCCCCCUCACACUCCUCCCCCCUCCAUGGCCCCCCUGCGGGACACCAGGGAGUCUUCCCCGGACUCUCAGACAGUCGACAGCAGCUGCAAGACUCCUGAUCCCUCGUUCCUAGCGGAAGACUGUCCCUCUCAGACCAGCCCCACCCUCCCAGCAUCCAGUCCAUCCAGCAUGUCUGCACCCCAGGGGGCAGGCCACAGCAUCGCCCUGUCUACACCCACCGCCAAGCCCCCACCUCCAGAUGAAGCACCCAAAUCUCUGUCCUCCCCUCCCUGCUCCUCUUCGUCAGCUGGCCUCACCUCCAUCUCUCUGCCGCUGUCCUCUUCAGACCCCUCCUCUUCUUCUGUGUCUUCCUCCUCUGCUAGUAAACCUCCCCCUCCUCCACCCCCUCCAGCAGCACCUGCCCUCCCCUGGAGUCUGCAGAGUGGCGUGGACUGCACCACUGGAGGAGUCCUGGCCUUAACCGCUCUGCUCUUUAAGAUGGAGGAGGCCAACAUUGCCAGCAGAGCCAAAGCACAAGAGUUCAUUCAAGCCACCAGCCAGAUCCUCUCCCAGGCCAAUCAGAACCAGUCUCAGCAGCAUGCCGCGCCCUCCUCCGGCUCGUCGGGCUCCUCGCAGAUCCCGCCUCCUCCUUCUCUUCCUCCCCCUCCUGGUCUGAGCCCUGCCCAGUUCAUUCUCCACGGCUCCCUCCCAUUGGUCGGCGCAACCAAGUCUCCACCGUCUCUCCUGCAUCCUAUGGGUGGUGGAUGCGCACAGACGCCGCCCCCCAUGUUACCUGGGGGGCUGUCAGGAAUGACUGGGAGCUCUGGUGACACUGGAUGGGACAUUGACAGCAAAGACCCUGAUAAGUACCUGAAGAAGCUGCACACUCAGGAGCGAGCAGUGGAGGAGGUGAAGCUGGCCAUCAAACCUUACUAUCAACGCAAAGACAUCAACAAGGACGAUUACAAAGACAUCCUGAGGAAAGCUGUGCACAAGAUCUGCCACAGCCGCACCGGAGAAAUCAACCCGGUCAAAGUGAGUAACCUGGUGAAGCUGUACGUCCAGCGCUACAAAUACUUUCAACAUGGACGCAAAAUGGAUGACGAAGAGCGUGAGGACAGAGAGCUGCACUCUUCUGCCUGAGAGGAGACUUUUACACAUGACCUCCCCCCCACUCCCCUCCCCCUGCAUUCAGCUCAACAUCCAUUUUUAUUAUCUAAUGUUUUUAUGAUUUCACGGCCCACCUCGUCUAUGCUUUAUGUGAUUUUAUGGAAGUCUGUGAUCUCACUGUAAAUAUGUCUCACAUAUUAAAAUGUAUCAUGUAAACAAUGUUGAGCAGGUGGAUGCUGUCAUGCACACCUGUGUGGUCUGAUAAGGUCCAGUGCACCAAGCCUGCAAUAAAUGCUACCUUUGUGAAGCUCA
Messenger RNA from Notolabrus celidotus (New Zealand spotty), 4359 nucleotides. RefSeq names its product SR-related CTD-associated factor 1 (gene scaf1). Gene Ontology annotation, molecular function: RNA polymerase II C-terminal domain binding. The record is from RefSeq and is a predicted model, not a curated record. Lineage: Eukaryota; Metazoa; Chordata; Actinopteri; Labriformes; Labridae.